Molecule: messenger RNA, 2007 nt
Organism: Alternaria burnsii
Lineage: Eukaryota; Fungi; Ascomycota; Dothideomycetes; Pleosporales; Pleosporaceae
Product: prolyl-trna synthetase
Exons: 5
Coding region: 1-2007 (668 amino acids)
Biological process (GO): prolyl-tRNA aminoacylation
Cellular component (GO): cytoplasm; mitochondrion
Molecular function (GO): ATP binding; proline-tRNA ligase activity
Source: RefSeq, a predicted model, not a curated record
AUGAGACCGACUCAAGAAAUCGAUUAUCCAAAUUCUGGGCACCAACCGGUGUACGAAUCCGUCUUGACUGACAAUCUUCAGAUGAUUCUCAUUCUCUCCUUGUUCGGGGUGGCUUUUUGCGCCAGCUCUAUCGGCGCUUCAAAGCUCGCGCUUUCGUCAAUAACCACAGAGGCAUUAUGGCGGCAAACUGGUCGCUACUCCGCCAACUCAGAACUCUUACGCAUCAAGGAUAGGAGAGAAUCCGGCUUCUUGCUAUCGCCGACUCAUGAAGAGGAGAUCACAGCACUUGUAGCCAGUAUGGUGCAUUCUUAUAAAGAUUUGCCAUUGAGAUUGUACCAAACUGGACGGAAGUACCGCGACGAACGAAGACCAAGACAGGGCUUAUUAAGGGCUAAGGAGUUCAUGAUGAAAGAUCUCUACACUUUUGACUACUCAACAGAAUCUGCGCUAAGAACCUAUGAGGAAGUACGGAAUGCCUACAACAAUCUCUUCAACGAGCUCAGACUGCCUUACCUUGUUGCUGACGCCGAUUCUGGCAACAUGGGAGGCAGGCUAAGCCAUGAAUAUCACUUCGUUUCACCCAAAGGUGAAGACAAUGUGUGGUCUUGCAACUCAUGCGAUUACAUUGCGAACGAAGAGCUUGCGGAGAAGAGCAGCCAAAACCCCACGUCAAAUGACGAGAGCUGGCAUGCGUUCACUGGUAUUAGCGUCGACAAGAAGACAAAGAUCAAUGUAUGGAUCCCGCGUUCGUCCUCGACCGCGACAACAAAAGCGAAUCAAGGGCAUGAAUGUGUCAAUCUACAUGCUGUCAAAAAAGCACUUCCAGAGAACAUUGAGCUAGAUACUGGCAUAGAAUCCUCAUCACUCACUGCUUUGCUCCAAAAGACCACAGACAUCAUUGACCUCUUCGAUCCCUCCCUCACCUUCGACAAACACGAUAAAUCCCUUUCUAAUCCUCAAUCUUCCGCCCUGAACCUUACAACCAUCGAGACUGGCGAUCCAUGUCCUCGUUGUUCCAACGGAAAGCUCGACGUCCAAAAGGCUAUCGAGGUAGGCCAUACUUUCCACCUCGGCACCCGAUACAGCAAGCCUCUUAACGCAGUAGUUGCGUUGCCAGACCAAAACCUUUCAUCACCAAUUCAAAUGGGCUGUCACGGCAUCGGCGUUUCGCGUAUCAUUGGAGCCGUGGCUUCGCUCCUCUCAGAUGCCAAAGGUCUGAAUUGGCCGAGGGCGAUAGCGCCCUAUGAAGCCAUCGUUCUCACAUCUCCACAAACCGAGGAUAGGGAUGCGACAGAGGUGUAUGAUGCGCUUUACGGUGAAGUUCGGAACGGAGAUGUAGACCUUGUGUUGGAUGAUCGGUCAGGAAAGAGCGUAGGAUGGAAACUGAAGGAUGCCGAUUUGAUCGGAUACCCGGUCGUCAUUGUACUGGCCGCGAUGAGUGAGCCUUCCCGCACUCUCGUACCCAUCCUCCAGGCAGUCGCAAUCAUUGCGCCAGCCGUAUACACAGGCUUCACUUUCGCAUACAGCCAUGUCGUCAUGCCGCCCCUCAUCACGCAUGCCCCGCCAAAACUCCUAGCCAAACAAUGGCUUCAAGCCUACCAAUUCGCACCCAUCUUUGUCGCCCCCCUCAUCUUGACAGGCACUUCGAGUACUGCUUUCCUCGCCUAUACUUCCAAACGAUCUUCUUGUUCGGCGACAGUACUGUAUGUUGUCGCUGCACUGGCGAAUGCUAGUAUCAUCCCGUAUACGGCGCUGUACAUGGAGCCUGGAGUGAACGGUGCAGGGAAGUGGAAAGUGCAGGAGAUAUUGAAUGAAGAGGGAGUUGUGUUGAAGAGACUUGGGCAGGGAACUGAUACAGACACGGCAAGUGAGGCGGCAAAGAAGUGGGCUGAGAAAGUGGAUAUGAAGGCUAUUGCUGAGACAUGGGUGAGAACUAAUGCGUGGCGAUAUAUCAUUACCGCAAUCGCCACCCUAGCAAGUGCAACUGCCUCCGUUGUGAAAAGCUAG